UUUUCAACAUGCUGUACACAAUACAACAGCGCAACUAAGGAAGGGUUUAAAUUGCUAAAAUGGUUCGUAUGCAUUCUACAUGUAGGAGUCAUUAACAUGAGUAUAACUGUAGGAUAAGUGCCAGAUGUUAAGUUAUAGACAGCUGUAAACGGAUUCUAAGAAGUUUUCGUAUUGUAUUGCUAAAACGAUAUCAUAGAUAGGGUGACAAAGGGUAUUGUCGGCAGGUUUGUUCUCUUCGUCAUGAGGGGUUUUUGUGGGCCAAAUUGGGUGAAAUUUGGGCAUAUAACUCCACUUAGUUGGGAAGGAUUUGAGGCCAACUUUGAGAUCAACAGGCUUCAAAAACCCUCCAUGACGAAGAGAACAAAACUGCCGAAAAUACGUAAGUUCCUCUACAUAAAUAUUUUAAACCAGUCUGUUUCACCUGUUGCAGAUUCGCACAGGUUGGAAAGGUAAUCAGUUGCGGGAAAUUGGCUUUAAGCUUUCUCAAUUGUUGCUUCUAUUUUCCCAUUCCCUGCAUUUCACAUAUUACCAUCAUUAACCAGAACAAGUAGCACUUUUUCAAUUUAAAAUAAGUUUUUCGUUACAGAAAUAGCUCGUUCAGUAGUCCAAUUGAAUACAACCAAGCGAAAUGUUUACUAUUGUUCGUUUCCCACAGAAUUCCAUUCGCUCAAGGCUGGACAAAAUUCGUCAAUUUUGGUCCAAUGAAGGACCCGGUGGUGAUUGCUUCUGGUUGCUGGACUUGUUCACGUUAGUUGGAGGGAUCAAUAGUGCAACUACGUGCAGGUUCAAAUGGGGACAUUACAUUCGUUAUCUCAGCAAUUCCGUAUAUCUGUACCUUGGCUUCGUAUUCCUUCUUCAAGUGAUCCAUUCGCUGCAGCAUCAAAAAGACGAUGUAACCCUUGUGGUAUUUGAAUGUUUGAAACUAUUCAUCUACAUUGUUGCAGUUACGAAGAUACUCAUGCUCGCUCAUGUCCAAAAACCGGUUGCGAUCGUUAAGAAUUUCAUUAUUGGAAACAGUGUGACCUCUGGUAACGAUAGUUUCGAUGAGCUUGAACAACGAAUGUUCGAAAAUCGUGCCCGAACAACGAUAAAGCUUUCGAUUGCUAUGAUACUUUCGAAUGUAGUGGCUUUUUCGGUGCCAAAUUCUGCCACAGAAAAAGUACUUGGAUUACCACCUCUGCUGCAGGGUUUCCGACAACCAAUGUCGAGCAUUCUGCGCUAUUUGGCCAUUUAUUGCAUACCCUUAGGAUUGGUUAGUAGGUUUUUCACAAAUUUCACUACUCUCGUCACUUUGCUACUGGGAAUGCGCGCCAAGCUUAGAAUGCUAGCUUAUCGAUUUGCGCAGAUAUUGGUUCAGACAGGAGUUGAUGCGGAUUACACAUUGGAGCGCAUUGAUCGAGAUCUGAGGGCAACCUUAGGUCAGCAAAUGGAAUAUUGGAGAGUAUUAAACGAUCUGAAGCAUCUGGUAGGGAAAUUGUUUUUCCUGGUUCAUUAUUCAUCGGUUUUUACCGUCGGUGCGUUUCUGUUCAAUGCUCUCCAGACUGGAAUGAACAUAUUCUCAGCACAGCUUGCAUCCGGUGCCGUAUUUUUCCUGCUGGAACACUAUUUUCAGUGCAGCUUAGUUGAAACGCUUCAGGACGAGGUUGACACAAUUGGUGAUAUUAUUUACGAGCUGUGUGCAAAGCUACCGUACAGUAAAGAACACCACUCGGAGUACGUUCAAAUGAGAUCGUCGUUGAUGAUCAUAUGGAUGAACACGAUCAGCGGUGUAUCGAUGAGUAGCUACGGUCUCUCUAAUAUCUCAACAUUGACGUUCGUCGACUUGGCACAUACUGCUUAUGCAGUGUUGACUUUUUUCACUAGUGUUGGUUGAGUUACAGGUUUGGUAGCUGUAUAAUGGUACAGUAAUGAUCAUAAUGUAGAAAAUUGUUUCAUGUUAGGAUUUCAGUGUUUUGUAUAAGUGUGUAUGAUAACAUUGAACAAUGUUGACUGUUUAUCAUGAUUCAAAAUAUUAUCACGAUCUCACAACAUACUCAAGAGCAGACUCAGGCAGCAGGCUACAUGGAAUGCCAAGAACG
Messenger RNA from Aedes albopictus (Asian tiger mosquito), 2078 nucleotides. RefSeq lists its product as uncharacterized. The transcript is spliced from 4 exons. The record is from RefSeq and is a predicted model, not a curated record. The coding region runs from base 629 to 1873 and encodes 414 amino acids. Lineage: Eukaryota; Metazoa; Arthropoda; Insecta; Diptera; Culicidae.